Molecule: messenger RNA, 3557 nt
Organism: Syngnathoides biaculeatus (alligator pipefish)
Lineage: Eukaryota; Metazoa; Chordata; Actinopteri; Syngnathiformes; Syngnathidae
Gene: ripor1
Product: RHO family interacting cell polarization regulator 1
Exons: 18
Coding region: 467-2557 (696 amino acids)
Source: RefSeq, a predicted model, not a curated record
AAAAAAAAAAAAAAUCGAGGAGACAGACAGCGCCCAGAAUAACUUGAGAAGUGUGCGGAGGAGCAUCGCGUUGGACAUGGGAAUGCGGCCAAAGUCCCCAGCCUGUCGGACAUCUAAAGAGAGGAGUAGUUUUUGCAUUGUGGGGCCAAGCGUCUGUGUAGAAUUUCCUGUAUGGAGGCCGCUAUGAGACUUCCUGCUCUCGGGUGCUGGAUGUGGAUGUGGAGGUGGGAGGAGGAAUCGAUGUAGGAGCGUGGAAGGAAGGAAGGAAGGAAGACGACUCGAGACGAGUUGAAGAAGGCUGCCCGGUGGACACUGUGGUCGCCGCUAGCGUGUCAGGACAUGUCCUUUAGUUUCUUAAAGCCCCCGUGCUACUUUCAGCCCUGCCAGCAUGCUCCAGUAGUGACGGGACCCCCUCAGUCAGCAGCACUGUUUGAUCCAAGAGAAUCGUGCCUUGUAAGGAAACAGGAUGUUCACAGGCUCCACCAAGCUGCCCCCGGCCAAAACACCCCAGCCCGAACGGCUGGACGAGGUGUACGCCGCCUUACGCCGAGGCCUACAGUCAUACUUGCAGGUCCACCAGCUGGAGCUGGACACUCUGGGCCAGCAGAUUCGUGAAAAUAAGAGGAACGGUCGGCUGGGGUCUUUGUAUGAGCAGGAUAAGCAAGUGAAAGCCAUCGAGAGAUUCAUGCGUCGUCUGGAGUUCCACCUCAGCAAGGUGGAGGAGCUGUACGACGCUUACUGCAUACAGCGGCGGCUCCGAGACGGCGCCAGCAAAAUGGUGGCGGCCUUUAACUCUGCCACCGGGAGCAAAGAGGCCAGGGAGAGCCUAAGUGAGGCUAACAGGGGCUUUAGGGAAUGUACGGAGCACAUGUGCUCACUGGAGAGCGAACUGGAAAGCCACAUGGGAGAAUUCCAUGUCAAGAUGAAGGGCCUUGCUGGCUUCGCUCGGUUGUGUGCGGGCGACCAAUAUGAGGUGCUCAUGCGCUACGGGCGUCAGCGAUGGCGGCUACGAGGCCGCGUGGAAGUCAGCAGCAAGCAGAUAUGGGACAGCGAAGAGUACAUCUUCCUGCCUCUCGUCACUGAACUCUUGUCCAUUAAGGUGACAGAACUGAAGAGUCUGGCCAAUCACGUGGUGGUCGGAAGUGUGUCCUGCGAAAUGCUCGACCUCUUCUGCCCACUCCCGCAGACCCUCGCCGUGGAUAUUAACGACCUGGGAACGGUUAAGCUGAAUUUAGAAGUCACAUGGAGUCCUUUUGAUAAGGACGACCAGACAUCGUCCAGCAGUACCGUUUCCAAGCGUCUCCUGUCCAAUCAGAGCCCUCCUGACACUCCCUCAAUGCGGGAGCAAGUGUUUUAUUCUCUGCUCAAGCGACAAGGAGAGCUGGACAACGGCACCGUCUGGUCCAACUCCUCCGAGUCCUCCGACGACUCGUCCAGCCCGGCGCUGGCCCACCACGCCCAGAGACUGUCGGCCUCCAACGUCCUGCAAACCGGCGUCCCCGCGCCGCACAAGUCAAGCGCGUCGACGCCCUCGCUGUCGUCCAAUCAGGAGGAGGACGAGAGCGAAGCCGGCGAGGUUUUCCCCCCGAGAGAUCCGGUGCACAACGGCCACCCGCGGACGUCCUGCCCCCGGGGCCGGGCGGGCGAGGCCGGCCCGGAAUGUACUGUGACGGACAGGCUGUCUGUCCAAUCGACCGAGCUUCUGGGGACCUCGGCGGAGCGGAGCCGCUCGUGCUCCGACGUUUCUUCCGCCGUCGCCGAGUCGUUGGAGAGGACCGAAGAAUGUCCGGCCAAAGAUUCAGCUGAGGAUUUGAACCUCCGCACCACAGCAGGGACCACUGAGGCCGAAGGACCGAGGCAACCGGAUCACGAUCUGAAACGCGCUGAUGGCGCUUCAACUGCUCCCUUUCCCACCUCGUCUAGUUUCACUCAGGAAGUGGAGACGGCUCUUGAGAGUUUUGACUUUCUUAACUGCUCUGACCUGGAGGAAGAAGAAGAAGAAGAGGAGGAGCAGGAGGAGGAGGAGGCUGAUCUUGAGGAUCAGGUUGAUCAGCAUGAGACGGAUGAGCAUCGAGAAGACGACGAGCGGCGAACGGAAGAUGAGCAGCAAGAGAAAGAAGAAGAGCAGGAAGAGGAAGAUGAGCAUCGGAAGGACGACAAAGGAGCAGAGCAAGCAGGCGAGGAGCAGCACGCAGAAAAUCAGGGCAAGAGUGAGCAAGACAACAGCGACCACGAGGAGGAGGAGGAAGAGGAAGAUGAGGAGGAGCCGGGGGAGGACAAAGAAGCAUUCUACUCCGGAGAGAGCGACGAAGAGGCGGGAGACGGCCUAGAGUUCCUCAUGGAGGCUCCAGAAGGCUUUCGGAACUCUGACGAAGAUCGGGUCUCCGAAUCGCAGGAGUCGAGCGGCGAAGAGGAGCAGGACUUGAGCAGGGUGGAGCUGCCCGGGGAGGAGGAAGAGGAAGGGCACGGCCACGGGGAGGACCCGUCACGUGACGUUCAGGAGGCGGACGCGGAGCGUCCCCCGACUCCAAGCCACUUGGCCACCGCCGUCUUCUAAUUGGGCGGCGCGCAGCCACAGUCCGACCAUUUCCGCUCUCGUCUCAACGUGCCGGUUGCCAAGUCGACAAGCAAGCUCUUCCACUACUGCAGAGUUUGUGCACACAUUGGCCUUGUUCUGACCAAGAACCAUAAACACUUCUUCUGCUUCUUCUUCUCCUCCUCCAGCUACUUUUCAUUCCUCUUUUUUUCUUCUUCCGACAUCAUCGUGUUGCCUGCAUUCAAACCACUUUUGUUUUUAAACUAUCCACUCAGAGCGGGCUCGGUUUAUUUAAGUGACGAAAUAAGCCGAAAAAAGGAUCUUUUUCCCUUUUACUCGGCGUACAAUCAGCUGACCGGGACCAGUUCUCAGCGUUUGCAGUCAAAACGGCGGCCCGGGAACUUUUUGCAGUGUUUUCCAGCGAGUGAAGCUCUUUAGGAGAGACUCCACGCGAGGUUUGUCUUUGUCGUUUCCGCACCGCGAUAAAUGUAUUGUCGUCGUGCGGCAUUUUGUGUCUUUCGAAGCCGCACCGGGACUUCAGCUGCCUUACGACCGCACCUUUUAGGGACCCGUACUGUACAGUCGGCAGGGUUGGAGUUUGAAAACGAUGCAAUAUGCGGCGUGGAAUUCUAUUUAAAACCUGCACCUGUGCGUGUCCGCCUCAUGCUGCCGGCGCGUCCGCUGUCGAAGUUGCGACGGAUUCGUUUUCGGUGUGUGCCCAUUCCGGCCUUAGCGGUGGAGCGCUUAUCUUGUCUCAGCAUUUUUUUUGUUUUUACGUCAUCGUACAGGAAAGCCUCUUCAUUCAGAAAGUGCCUCGAGUGACGGAUUUUAAAGGUUGUAAAGAAAGAAAAAAGAAAAAAAAAGGUGAACAGGCAAAGUGUUACAGUGUUUAUUUUGGAAUUACUUUUUAAGUGUUCACCAUAAGAGAUAUUUACUGUUUCAUAUAAAGAAUUGUUUAUGUCAUGAAAUGUUUAAUUGUUCAGAAAUGUUCAAACUUUAUAAACAUUUUCUUUAAAACUAA